AAGAAUAAAACUGAUGCCGCGGAAUGAUGUGUUAUGUGUUUCUUGUUUCUCAGUAUGGAGGAGCUCCCGGAGGGCCUGCCUUUCCCGGACAGACUCAGGAUCCGCUGUAUGGUUACUUUGCUGCUGUGGCUGGACAGGAUGGGCAAAUAGAUGCUGAUGAAUUGCAGAGAUGUCUGACACAGUCGGGCAUUGCUGGAGGAUACAAACCUUUUAACCUGGAGACUUGUCGGCUUAUGGUUUCAAUGCUGGAUAGAGAUAUGUCUGGCACGAUGGGUUUCAAUGAAUUUAAAGAACUCUGGGCUGUACUAAAUGGCUGGAGGCAGCACUUCACCAGUUUUGACAGCGAUAGGAGUGGAACAGUGGAUCCUCAAGAACUGCAGAAGGCCCUGACAACCAUGGGAUUUAGGUUGAGUCCCCAGGCCGUGAAUUCAAUUGCAAAACGAUACAGCACUAAUGGAAAGAUCACCUUCGAUGACUAUAUCGCCUGCUGCGUCAAACUGAGGGCUCUCACAGACAGUUUUCGAAGACGGGAUACUGCUCAGCAAGGUGUUGUGAAUUUCCCAUAUGAUGAUUUCAUUCAGUGCGUCAUGAGCGUUUAAAUCAAGAGGAAGCUGCAUGAACGUGCGACAUUCCAGCUGGAGCUCUCCCGCUCUUCUCACUGCCGUCAGUCACGUGUGUCAACUUACAGCACCACUGUCCCUGAACAGUGGUUGUAGAGGUUGAUUACUUUAUGCACAACUGAAGUCUUGUUCUUAGUUUCGAUAAUAAAUUCUUUGGAACUUUAAUAAUAUAAGAUUAAGUCUGUUACGCCAUUUAGAGCUAUCAUCAAUCAUGCCUUAUUCUCCUGCUAAACCUCUUAUGUAAAUUUAAGUAUGCAAAAUGCUUAAAGCGCAUUAUAUAUUUUUCAUUGAGAUGCUAUAAACUUUUAAUCAGACUACAGCUGUUAUCUUUCCUCUCCUAGAAGAGCUUUAAUGUGAUAUUGCAAGUUUUAUGUGUGGAGUAUUAGACCCACUUGGAUGCCAAAACAAACAAACGUGGUAAUCCAUAUCAGGGUUCACCUUAGAAAUUUAGCACAGGCUUUAAGACUUACAGAUAUUUUGAUGGUCCUAUGAGUGGACAGGGAACGUGAGUGAUUAUUUUCUGCCUCUUUAAAACCUAUCGAAUAAUUCGAAUGGCAAGUACUGUUUGUCACCAAGUUCUUUGUCAUCAUCCACGUAAACCUUCAUUCACUACUUUUAAAUCUUGUACAUCAUAAGCCUAACUAUGUAAAAAGAAAAUUGAUAGAAAAAGACUAGGGGAAUAUACAAAAAUAUUAGUUAUGGUUGCUUUUGGCUAAUGGGAUUCUAGGUGAUUAUAAUUUCCUUUACACAUUUCAGAAUUUUCCAAAUUUUCUAUAAUGUGUAUGUUCUCCUUUUAAAAUCAGAAGAUGUUAACUUUUAGAAUAUUGAUAUAUCCAUUUGAUAUUCUGUGUGUUCACACUUUAAAAAAUACACACAGCAAAAGGACUGGAAAGAAUGGACCAAAGUGUUCCUCUCCCUACCACUGGGAGUCAGGAUCAUGAGUUCGUUUUUUUUCCAUUCUGCUUCUUUUCCAAAUUUUCUAUAAUAAGCAGGUAUUAUAUUUCUAGUGGAAGAAAUUUCUAAAAAGUUUUAAACCAUAGGCUUUCAAGUAAGAACUGGAUUCUAAUGCUAGCUGUGCCUCUUACUGUGUAGUUUGGUCAUUUUAGAUAACCUCAAAAGUCUAGUUUCCCCAUCUUUGAAAAGGAGAUAAUACCUACCUCUUGGGGUAGUUCUGAAUUUGAAAAAGUGUGUUGGUAUAACAAGCACUAACAAAAUCUCUGUUUCUUAAAUUUAAAACUAGCCUUGUUUGCCUUUUUAUUUUUGUUGCAAGAGUGCUUAACUGAUAAAAAAUGGAAUUAGUCUAUUUUCUCCUUGCCAGCACAGUAUCUGUCUUACUUUAGGGCACAAUGUGAAAGUUACUAUUCAAGUGAACAAUUAGUUGUCAACCAAUGAAAAUAAAACAUUUUUCUAAGCA
Molecule: messenger RNA, 2034 nt
Organism: Galeopterus variegatus (Sunda flying lemur)
Lineage: Eukaryota; Metazoa; Chordata; Mammalia; Dermoptera; Cynocephalidae
Gene: SRI
Product: sorcin
Exons: 8
Coding region: 24-599 (191 amino acids)
Molecular function (GO): calcium ion binding
Source: RefSeq, a predicted model, not a curated record